Messenger RNA from Drosophila obscura, 1180 nucleotides. It is a transcript of the gene Nelf-E, whose product is annotated as negative elongation factor E. Gene Ontology annotation, biological process: negative regulation of transcription elongation by RNA polymerase II. Gene Ontology annotation, cellular component: NELF complex. The coding region runs from base 266 to 1114 and encodes 282 amino acids. The transcript has 4 exons. Gene Ontology annotation, molecular function: RNA binding. The record is from RefSeq and is a predicted model, not a curated record. Lineage: Eukaryota; Metazoa; Arthropoda; Insecta; Diptera; Drosophilidae.
CCCAUCUCUAAGAAAUGUAAUGAUGUUUACAAAUUCUUUGAAAAAGAAAACAUCAGCUCGUACCAAACAUUAAUCGACUUCUUCGACCAAAUUGAUAUAAAACUGUAACAAGUUGUCUUCUUCUUCGACUUGGCAAUUUCCACCUUGCAAAGGCGGGCGGCCAAAUAAUCCCACGCUACUCAAGGGUAGAGUGAUAACAAAAAACCCCAAAAAAAAAAUAAAAACAACACAAAUAGUGCUUUAAACCAGAGGAAACGCUGUCAGAAUGGUUUACAUACACUUUCCUACUAAUUUAACUGAGGAGGAGCAGAUGCUUCAAGCAAAAUACCAGAAGCUAAAGAAGAAGAAAAAGGCACUACAGGCCCACAAGGCACCCAAGCCGGAGCCGGAGAGCUCGAUGACGUUAAAACGACCCACGGAUGCGCGCGAUGCACGCGAGGUGGCCCGCAAGCUGAUCAAGAGCGGCGCCAUACCAGCCAUACAAAAACAGCAAACAAAGCAGGAUCAAACCUCGUUCAAGCGGCCAAAGGGUCAGGAACGUGCCAAGCGCUCCACAUCGGAGACCACCGUGGCGUCCUACCAGCCCUUCUCCUCCACUCAGAACGAUGUGGCCCAGGAGACCAUCAUCAGCGAGAUUAUCAAGGAGGAGCCACGGCGCCAGAAUUUGUAUCAGCAUUUUGCCACUGAGCGUGACCGGGAAGAGCGCGCCAUGGCUGAGAAGGCGGUGGCCAUUGAUACGCCACCGCCGGAGAAGCCGCGUGCUGGCAACACCAUAUUUGUGUCGGGCAAUAAGGUAACCGAGGAUUUCUUAAAGAAAACCUUCAACGAUUAUGGCACAAUUGUGAAUGUAUCGAUGGAGAUUGAAAAGAGUCGCGGCUUCGUCUCCUUUGCCAAGCCAGAGUCGGCAGAUCGGGCCAUUGCUGAAAUGCAUGGCAAGAAUGUGAGCGGCAUUGUGCUGCAGGUGCAAUUGGCUCGACGCCAGCCGCAAAUCGAACCCAUUAAUGAUGCCUCCUCAUCGGCAGUAUGGUCGUCUAUUGCUGCCAGCAAAUCGCAAAAGGGAAGCCACAAAGACCAUCGUGAAAUGGUUAAGUACAACGACGAUUUCUUGCUCUAAGUGGCGGUAUAGUCGGGACAAUCCAAUCCAAUCUUAUUCAAUAAUAAACCAAACCAAUAAGCAUAA